AUGAAGAAGAAGACGACUACUGCAUCCAACAGCGACACCAUCAUUUACCCCAUCUGGAGGAACCUUCCAUCGAAGAUCAUCGCCGAAGUACUUUCUCGACUACCCAUCAAGUCUCUCUGUCGAUUCAGGUGUGUUUCUCCCAAGACCCACCUUCAUAUAACCAAUACUGCCAACAAACCUCAAAAAACCCUUCUUAUUUCCACCUCUUGCAAGCUCUUCUCCGUAGACUUCACCGACGAAAGCCCGACCGCGAAAAGGCUUGGUUCGGGGCCCUCGGGCUCAGGAAACUGGGUCCAAGUUUUUGGCUCUUGCAAUGGCUUGGUUCUAGUUUGUGGUGAAGGUAUUGAUUCCUACUUCUUGUCGAAUCCAUUCACUGGAGAAUGUAAGAAACUGCUCGAACCACCUUUUCUUGACAUCUCUUCGUCUGACCAGUCCCCGUUUUUCCUGGCUGGUUUGGGUUAUGAAUCAUCUACGGAUGAUUACAAGGUUGUGAUGCUCCUUGGAUUUGACGGUUUACAUUUUUAUAUCCUUGGUGAACAUCUUCAUGGGAGUUACUUUAAUGAGCGUCUCCAUUGGCUUUGUUCGAGCACUGGUGAUUUCGAUGGUCCUAAAGUUAUUGUUGCUUUUGAUUUGUGCGAUGAGAUUUUCAAGGAAGUGCAGCUGCCUGCUCCGUUUGAUAAUGAUGGGUAUAGCUAUUACCAGUUGGUGGUUCUCAGGGGUUGUCUCUGUUUGGUUGUUUGGCCUUUUAUUGACUAUGGAAUUGAAGUUUGGAUAAUGAAGAAGUAUGGGCGGAAGACAAAUUUGUAUUGGGAACAUUUGGCAUGA
This is a messenger RNA of Rhododendron vialii, 825 nucleotides long. Its product is annotated as F-box/kelch-repeat protein At3g06240-like. Bases 1 to 825 code for a protein of 274 amino acids. The record is from RefSeq and is a predicted model, not a curated record. NCBI's taxonomy places the organism in Eukaryota, Viridiplantae, Streptophyta, Magnoliopsida, Ericales, Ericaceae. Gene Ontology annotation, molecular function: protein binding. The transcript is spliced from 3 exons.